Physcomitrium patens is the source of this 1557-nucleotide messenger RNA. Lineage: Eukaryota; Viridiplantae; Streptophyta; Bryopsida; Funariales; Funariaceae. The record is from RefSeq and is a predicted model, not a curated record.
GCUUGGCCAUGUGCACAAAUCUGCAGAAGCAUGGGAGUGGAUGCUUGCGCAGCUCACAAGUGGAGCGGAGUCCAGUGGGUCCGCUGGGACAUAGUAUGAAAGGCGGACACCGACCUCUCUCUCUCUUCUUAAAUCGCUUCUUGAGUGCAACAGGUUAAUCCCUUGUUGUUCACAGUUGGGCAAAUUGUAGCGGCUCCUUCAAGUUGUGGGUGCAGGUGGGAGUGACCUUGAAUUGACUGGUGACUUCUUCAAUCUCAGUUGCAACUCAAUUCCGGAUUCGCUUCUAGAAUUAUCUUUAAGUUUAUCGGAGCUGAUUACGGUUGCUGUUCAAUUUGUGAUGGCGCAUCUGCUCAUUAUCGUUCGACAUGUCACUCUGCUGCCAGGAAGUGCGUAACUUCAAUUCUUAUGACACUGUCGAUGUUGAGGUAUACCAAGCUUCCUGCACAGUACCCAUGUGCUAUAAAAUCAGUGGGUUUGGAUUGCUGAUCCUUUGGUUACAGGCGUAACUACUGUUGCUCCGAGCGCCUUCAUCGUUGCUACUGUUCUACUUGAGUCAAUGCAAGCUUUGGCUUGCCGAUCCAUUUCACAUCAACACUGUGUCCUUUCCCACAUCUACAGCUGCACACCCUUGAAAGCGAACAUUUCUCGGCGAAUGGAUUAUUUCUGGAGACGACGCGCGAUUGAUAAUACGGGGCUGGUGAAUAGUCUACGAGAGAAUGGGACGAUCACUACCUCGAGAGUAGCAGAGGUGAUGGAGCAAAUAGACAGAGGGCUUUUUGUUCCAGCUGGCGUAGGCGAUCCUUACUUUGACACUCCUGCGCCAAUAGGAUAUAAUGCAACAAUAUCCGCUCCGCACAUGCACGCCGCAUGCCUUGAACUUCUUAAGGACCAUCUGCAGCCUGGCAUGCGCGCUCUUGACAUCGGUUCAGGUUCUGGGUACUUGACAGCAAUCUUUGCUCUUUUAGUUGGAGAAACUGGUCGUGCUGUUGGAGUGGAGCACAUAUCUGAGCUUACUGAAAAAUCGGUAGAAAACGUGCAAAAGUGCAAUGCUGCACAUCUUCUAACUUCUGACAGCCUUUCACUACAUACUGGAGAUGGCAGAAAAGGGUAUCCAGAUCUCGCGCCAUACGAUGCUAUUCACGUGGGAGCAGCUGCCCCAACAAUUCCACCCGCUCUAAUCGAGCAGUUAAAGCCUGGAGGGCGAAUGGUCAUACCUGUAGGUGACGUUUUCCAGGAUCUGGUUGUAAUAGAUAAAGACAUGCAAGGAGAGGUGAAGCAGUGGGAUUACACCCAAGUGCGGUAUGUACCCUUGACUGACCGCCAGAUGCAGCUGGAAAAGGAGCAGUGAUCUUCAAAUCGUCAGACGGUACAGGUAAUCUAUUUUGUGUAUAGGAAGGCAUGGACACUGGUGUGAGGAAGUUUUGGAUUGUGAUCAGAGCAGUUUUAUGUAAAAAUGUUUUUCUCACUACAUGUACACACACACACACACAUAUAUAUAUAUAUAUAUAUACAUACAUGUAUAUCGGUUUGUAAUAUAGUUGCAAUGGGUUCUCCGAC